AUGAACGAGGGCACCGGCUCGACCUUCAACUCGCCGUGGCCCCUGUCCGACGGCCGCCAGGCCCCGGCCACCGUGCCCACCGUCACCGGUACCAUCGUGCCGCCCGAGACCCUGGUGUGGACUUCGUCCGAAGUGCAGGUCAACCACGCCAACACCUACUACGCCAAGCGGGGGCUGCCCGCAGAAGCGCCUAACCUGGGCGUCACCUUCAACCUCUACGCCAUCGUGCCGCUUGGGUCCACCUCGGCGUCGAACCUGGCCUACUUUGUCCAGACCGCACCAAGCAACGGUAAGCUGUACUGGGAGGGCGUGCUGAUCGACGAGACCUACGACGGCCCCGACAUCAAGGGUAACCGCACCCACCCCUAUCCCGAGCUGGUCUACAUGCCCAACGACGGCUUCACCGGCACGGACACGAUGGAGUACCUGUCGUUCUACCGCGGCGGCGACUCGGAGCUCAUUGCGGUGACCUUCACCACGGGCUGCCGGUGGAUCGACAACUGCAACGUGUGCGAGGGCACCGUCGCCUGUGAGGGCUGUCUCGAGGCGCAGAAGGACGUGUGCGGCGUGUGCUUCGGCAACGGCACGUCGUGCCUCGGCUGCGACAAUGUGCCCAACUCGGGCAAGCAGUGGGACGAGUGCCAGGUGUGCGGCGGCCUCAACCGCGACAAGGACGCGUGCGCUGGGUGCGACGGCGUGCCCAACUCCAACCUCGACUUCGACGCCUGCAACGAAUGCGGCAGGAACAACGCCUCCAUGGACCGCGAUCCGGCUCUCCGACGCAUCAUCGACGCGUGUGGCGUGUGCGCGCUGCCCGCCGAUGCCAACUCGACGUGCCGAGGCUGCGACGGCAAGGUCUCCUUCCCGCCCAAGCUCACCGACUUGUGCGGCAUCUGCGGGGGCAACAACACCGUGUGCCUGAGCGGCUGCGACAAUUUGCCCAACUCGCGCGCGAUCUUUGAUGAGUGCGGCGUGUGCGGCGGCAAUGGUGUGUCGUGCAAGGGCUGCGACGGCGUGCCCCAACGUGACCCGGCGCUGAGGGCCAAGGUCGACGAGUGCGGGGUGUGCGCCGGCAACGGCUCCACCUGCGCCGACUGCGACGGAGUCCCCAACGGCCCCAACCCGCCCGACGUGUGCGGCGAGUGCGGCGGCAACGGCACCUCGUGCCUCGAUUGCCUCGGCUGCCCGUUCGGCGACGCCGUGCGCGACGUGUGCGGCGAGUGCAACGGCAACGACUCCACCUGCGCCGGCUGCGACAACGUGCCCGAGCCCAACCCUGUGCUGCGCAAGGUCAAGGAUCUGUGCGGCACCUGUGGCGGCAACAACAGCGACUGCUCCCACGAGUGGUGCAACUCGACCAUCCCCUUCUCUAAGUUCGACGCUUGCGGCGUGUGCGAGGGCGACAACUCGACCUGCCAGUGCACGUCUUACCGCAACCGGACGGUGGCCAUGCUCGACUGCGUGCUGCUCGAGUGGACGCUGGCCAACGCCAUGGCCGCGGUCGACGAGCAGCUCGCGCUGCUGGCAGACACCAGCCGCGGCCUCAACAUGGUCGAGCUGGGCAGCCUGAACGCCGUCGUGGGCGACCAGAUCAAGCAGCUCAACAGCUUCGCCACCGAGUGCUCCGAGCACGCUCUCGUCGGUCCUGGAGGAGAUCGCUCGUGGUCGUCGACGACGUCCUCGAGGGCCGCCGACACCUCGAGACGCUCCGCCGCCACCACCGACUCAACCGGCACCAUCUCUCGCUUCGCCGCCCUUCUCCCGCUAUCAACCCAUUGA
Acanthamoeba castellanii str. Neff is the source of this 1779-nucleotide messenger RNA. RefSeq lists its product as uncharacterized. The coding region runs from base 1 to 1779 and encodes 592 amino acids. The record is from RefSeq and is a predicted model, not a curated record. The transcript has 4 exons. NCBI's taxonomy places the organism in Eukaryota, Discosea, Longamoebia, Acanthamoebidae.